AACUGUGUCUUUGAUCAAUCUUGCUACAAAACCCAAGACAAACCUCUCAUCUACUUCCGUCCUUCCACAACACUCUCACACAUCCAUAAUGGACGCUACCACAACACAAGUCCAGCCUCUGGCUGACCGUUCCACCAACACCCACCUUGCCAACGCCAACGUCGACAAGACAGACAUGAAGUCUGCCGAUCUGUCUUCAAUGGAGUACCACCGACAGGCGCUGCAGGGCAAGCAGGAUAGCGGCGAGAAGCAACCAGCUGCCUAUGUCUCGCCUUCGGACGAUAUCAUGAGCCCCUGCACAAAGAAGCUGAGCGAUAUCAAGGGCAAGCGAUUCAAGAAUGCCGGCAAGCCCCAGUCUCUCUUCGCUAAGCUGGGCAAGAAGAGCUACGAGCAAUCGUCAUCGGCCGAGCAAGGUCGAACCACAGAAUAAAUGCAGCACUCGAACGAGUUUUUGCUGCAUUAUGAUGUGUAUUUGUGUUCUUC
Penicillium pulvis is the source of this 483-nucleotide messenger RNA. Its product is annotated as Spo12 family protein. The transcript has 3 exons. Bases 89 to 430 code for a protein of 113 amino acids. NCBI's taxonomy places the organism in Eukaryota, Fungi, Ascomycota, Eurotiomycetes, Eurotiales, Aspergillaceae. The record is from RefSeq and is a predicted model, not a curated record.